Molecule: messenger RNA, 1080 nt
Organism: Effrenium voratum
Lineage: Eukaryota; Dinophyceae; Suessiales; Symbiodiniaceae
Source: the annotation of a GenBank genome assembly
AUGUGCUUGGCCCGGCAGGGCCGGAGGGCGAGCCACCGGGGCCACCAGAAGGCUUACCUCCAGGAUUUCCACCCGGGAUGCCGCCCUUUAUGGGCAUGCCACCGCCCGGCUUUCCACCUGGCAUGGGCCCAAAUGCCGUCGCAGAACCUGAAGGCUCCGGAGGCGCAGGAGCUCGCUACUGAGUACGAGAUGGGAUGGCUACCAGGCGACAAGUGUAGCGCAGCCGCAUGCGAGGAGAGCGCCAAAGUCCUCAGCAUGUUCUGUCCGCAUAUGGGCAAGGUGGAUGAGGUGCCUGGGGCUUUGAAGGCCGAUUGGGACUCAAGGCGCGUUGCUGCCGCUUCUGGGUGCCUUUUGCGCUGCUUCGGCUUUUGCGUUUGCUCCCAACAAAGCGGAGCCGAGCCGCAGGACAGUUCUUCGGGCCGAAGCCGAGCGGCCCCCCUGGGAUGGCUUCAGAGCUUUGCGCACCGCCGCGCGGCCGCAUUCUUCGGGGCGCUGCCCAAUCCUCUGAGCGUGUUCGAGCAAAGCGGACCUGGCACUGCCAAGGCCAUCACACCAGAUACCACGGUCUGGUCUGCAGAGAACCCUUUGGGUUUGGUGUGGGGCCCCUUAGAUGACGUGGUGAUGGGCGGAGCUUCCCAGUCCAAGCUCCAAGGCACCUCCUGGCGGGGUAACGUCAUCACCGAGGGGGGUGGCUUUGCAGGCAUUCGCUCCCAGCCCAUCAAGCCGGCCCUGGACGUCUCACAAUGCACCGGCCUGAAGAUCCGAGUGAAGGGCGGCGAUGGGCAACGCUUCAAGCUCAUCAUCCGGGACUCCUACGAUUGGAAUGGCAUUGCCUGGAGCUAUGAGUUCGACACCAGAAGUUUGUUGCCUUCCAUGGAUGGCGUGAUUGAGGCUUCAGCGCCCUUCUCGGAGCUUGUUCCAACCCUCUUCGCCCGCAGCGUCUCCGAUCAGGUGUUCAACAAGGCACAGUUGACAGCUGUGCAGAUCACGCUCAGCAAGUUUGGCUAUGAUGGCGCUCUCAAUCCAAACUUUAAGGCAGGAGAGUUCACCCUGGACAUUGAGUCCAUAAAGACCUUUUGA